Hydra vulgaris (swiftwater hydra) is the source of this 933-nucleotide messenger RNA. The record is from RefSeq and is a predicted model, not a curated record. NCBI's taxonomy places the organism in Eukaryota, Metazoa, Cnidaria, Hydrozoa, Anthoathecata, Hydridae.
AUGAAAGGUUUAGUCAAGGGAGCACAAGCUCGAGUUCUUCAACAUUAUCCACUUGCUACUUACUCUCCCUGUGCUUGUCAUAGUCUGAAUUUAUGCGCUGCUGAAUGUUGUCCUCAAGUGAUAACUUUCUUUGGGAUAGUGCAAAAACUCAUGUGCCAAACGCGCUGGUCAGCUAGAGUGGACUGCAUUAAGCCAUUCGCAACCCACCUUCCUGGUAUAAUCAAAUCAGUAGCUGAUAUAAGGAACCUAAAUUUGUCUAUAGAAAAUCGUGCUGAUCUAAAUGGGAUUAUUUCAUAUAUGGAAUCGUUUGAAUGCAUUCUGAUGUCCGCUAUAUGGUUCAAAGUACUUACUGCUAUCAAUUACACCAAUCUUGUUUUGCAAGCACGGAAUGCUACAUUGGAUGUAGAAGUGACCAACAUCAAACGACUAAUUGAUGAAUUAAAAACUCUUCGAGAUAAAUGGGAUUCUAUUAUGGUGGAGAGGAAUAUCAGUAGACGAUAUGAAGCUGCAUAUGAAAUUGACGAAACUUUUAACUUUCUCUGGAAGUAUAAUCAUUACGAAGAGGAAGAAAUUCGCCGAAGGUGUAAGGAUUUUGUGAAUAAAUACAAGGAUGAUGUUUCCAUGGAGCUGAUUGAUGAGCUUUUGCAUUUGAAAUUUAUCCAUGAUGUUAACAUCAAAAAUGAUUUGGACCCCUUUCUUCUUCUCAAUAAAAUCAACGACCUGAAACUUAUAUGUCUUUUCCCCAACAUUUGUAUUGGCCUGAGAAUUUUUUGUACAUUACCAGUUACGGUAGCACAAGCUGAACGGUCUUUUAGCAGACUGGCGCUUAUAAAAAAUGAUCUAAGAUCAACAAUGACGCAAGGUAGAGUUUCUGGCUUGGGAAUUUUAGCGAUGAAGUGUGAUUUAGCAAAAAAGAUCAGAUUUUGCCAGUAG